Messenger RNA from Acanthochromis polyacanthus (spiny chromis), 7316 nucleotides. RefSeq names its product dyslexia-associated protein KIAA0319-like protein. The record is from RefSeq and is a predicted model, not a curated record. Gene Ontology annotation, cellular component: plasma membrane; cytoplasmic vesicle. NCBI's taxonomy places the organism in Eukaryota, Metazoa, Chordata, Actinopteri, Pomacentridae. The transcript is spliced from 23 exons. The coding region runs from base 139 to 3111 and encodes 990 amino acids.
AAGCUCCCUGCGGCGGCCAUGUUGGCUCAGGUGUCGACCUGUCUCCACCUGUCGCUGCCGACCUAACUCCUCCUCUGCUCUUCCUGCUUCCUUCUUCCACCACCGGGCCGGGAAAAAGGUCCUUGGUCCUCGUGGAAAAUGUCCUAUGCACACCACAAGCUGCUCACCUGGAGCUUACCUCACCUCCUCCUCCUCCCGCUGAUCUACCUCUGGCUCCUGGCUCCGCCCACAGGUGUGUCGGCAGAUCUGUGCCGGGUCACCGGUGGGGUUCUGGGGAUCCACUGGACCAGCGUCCUCGGCCUGGGCUGGUACCCGCUGGCGGUCGGGCGAGGCGGUGCCACCUGCUGGGAGUCGUGCUGCAUGGAGCCCAAAUGUAGCGCCGUGUGGAGCCUCGGGGGGCGCUGUGUUCUCCUCAGCUGCUCCCUGAGGAGGAGCUGCUCCAUCUCCUCACUGCCCCAGCCCAACGAGGAGUCGCUGGGCCUCCUGCAGCUCCUCACCAAGGGUCCCGUCAGAAUGAGACGUAGGAAACCUCGUCAUGCAGCCCACGGUGGAAACCACAGAGCAAACACUGGACCGGCUACCAGCACGGAGACCUCCAGGCUGGAAACCUCUCCCCCGACCCCGGCAGCGUCCAGCCCCAUCACACUUCUCCAGACAUCCCAGAAUAACCACAGCCAGCCGGCCAAUGGGAGCUCAGACGUGGUUCCUGCUGCCCAGCAGAACUUUACGGCUGACGCCUCCUCUGAAGCUGCGUCUUCCAACAGCAGCGGCGGCAGCUCACCGACGGAGGCUAACGCUGCGGCUAACGCUGAGGCUAACGCUGAGGCUAACGCUGAGGCUAACACUGCCACCACGGCUCCGACUCAGGCUGUGAAGGAGCUGGUGGUGUCGGCAGGCGUGAGCGUCGAGGUAACGCUGCCCAGAAACGAGGUUGAACUCAACGCCUUUGUGGUCCCUCCACCUCCGUCAGGGACCAACUAUGCAUUCGACUGGCGUCUGAUAACUCAUCCCAAAGAUUACAGCGGGGUGAUGGAGGGGAAGCACAGCAAGACACUGAAGCUCAGCAAGCUGACGGUGGGUCUGUAUGAGUUCGAGGUGACGGUGGACGGAGACGGAGCUUACGGAGAAGGUUACGUUAACGUCACCGUUAAACCAGAGCCGCGGGUAAACAAGCCUCCCGUCGCCGUGGUUUCCCCAAAGUUCCAGGAGAUCUCGUUACCGACGAGCUCGACGGUGAUCGACGGCAGCCAGAGCACCGACGACGAUAAGGUGGUGUCGUGGCACUGGGAGGAAGUGAAAGGUCCUCUGAGGGAGGAGAAGGUCUCUGCUGACACCCAGGUCCUCACCCUGACCAGCCUGGUGCCGGGAAACUACACCUUCAAUCUGACGGUGACCGACUCAGACGGAGCCACUAACUGGACUCUGGCCACCCUCUCCGUCAACAAAGCCAAGGACUACCGGCCGGUGGCCAACGCCGGCCCCAACCAGGUCAUCCAGCUGCCCCGGAACCACAUCAGUCUCUACGGCAACCAGAGCACCGACGACCACGACUCGCUGUCCUACGAGUGGUCGCUGAGCCCGGAGAGCAAAGACAAAGUGGUGGAGAUGCAGGGCGUCAGGACGCCCAUCCUGCAGCUGUCGGCCAUGCAGGAGGGAGACUACACCUUCCAGCUGACGGUGACGGACUCGUCCGGACAGCAGGACACGGCUCAGGUCACCGUCAUCGUACAGCCCGAAAACAAUAAACCUCCAUCAGCGGACGCCGGACCAGAGAAGGAGCUGACGCUGCCCGUGGACAGAACCACGCUGGACGGCAGUAAGAGCAGCGACGACCAGAAGAUAGCCACGUACCACUGGAAGAAGACCAGCGGUCCUGACGGUGUGAAGAUUGAAAACGCAGACAGUGCUGUUGCCACGGUGACGGGUCUGGAGGUCGGUACAUACGAAUUCACCCUGACGGUGACGGACGACAGGAAGCUGGAGGACAGCGACACGGUGACGGUCAUCGUCAAGGAAGAGGUGGACCAUCCUCCGGUGGCUCAUGUCGUGUCGAGUCCGGCCGUCGUUCUUCCCGUCAGGACGGCCACCCUGGACGGAUCCCACUCCACAGACGAUAAGGGUGGAGUGAGCUACCUGUGGACCAGAGAGGACAGCAGUCCUGCUGCUGGGGAUGUGCUGAACAACUCUGACCACCAGGCGGUGCUGUUUCUGGGAAACCUGGUGGAGGGAAAGUACAGCUUCACCUUGACAGUAACGGACAGUAAAGGACAAAGCAGCAGCGACAGAGGAACCGUGGAGGUCAAAGCAGACCUGUGGGAGCGUGACCUGGUGGAGCUGGUGCUGGAGGUGUCGGUGUCCCAGGUGUCCCACCGCCAGCGGGACAUGCUGCUGCGACAGGUGGGCGUCCUACUGGGCGUGCUCGACAGCGACAUCAUCGUACGAGAGAUCAGCGCUUUCAACGAGCACAGCACUCGUUUGGUCUUCCUGGUGUCAGGCGGUCAGGGGCGCCCUCCUCUGUCCGGUCGCAGCGUUGCACUCGGCCUCCGCAACAAGCUACGCAAACAGAAGAACGACUUCCUGAUCUACAAGGCCCGACGAGUCGAUACCGUCAUCUGUCAGCUGAACUGUUCCAGUCAUGGAGAAUGCGACUCGUUCACCCGCCGCUGCGUCUGUCAUCCUUUCUGGAUGGAGAAUUUCAUCAGAGCUCAGCUGGGAGACGCAGAGAGCAACUGUGAGUGGAGCGUUCUCUACGUCACCAUCGCCUCCUUCAUGAUGGUGGUUGCCGUGGCGACGCUGGUCUGGGGUACCGUGUGCUGCUGCAACAGGAGGAAGAGCAAAGUGAGGAGAAGCAAAAGCAGAUAUAAAAUCCUGGAGGACGAGCAGGACAGUCUGGAGCUGCAGCCGCCCAGAGCGGCCCGUCUGAAGCCGGUUCCUGCUCCCACCUCCUCGGCCCUCAUGCACUCAGACUCGGACCUGGACAGCGAGGACGGUCAGGGCGGCGUUCCGUGGACGGAGCAGGAGCGAGGCCAGCUGCUGAGGCCCCAGAACGGGUCCCUGAGGAACGGCCAGGGUCCGGCCCGACCCAAGAAGCAACGAGAGGAGCUGCUAUAGCAGGACAGGAGGAGGAGAACCUCAGCCCUCCAUCCCUGAAGACCUGAGCAGCAGGAGGGGAGACCUCCUGGACCGGACCUGCUGCAUCUGAGCCACCAGAACUCAGGCUUCAGACCAGAUCCCUGAAAUCCACCAGACCUGAGGAAUGUACUGCUGAAGAACUUCAACACCAGCCUCUGUAGACACGCAUGUUCACAGCAACACGCCACCGCUCCAGGUGGACCAAUCAAACACUGCCAUGUUCAACCACCGGUCAGAGGAGGAACCGCACCUCCUCCUGGACCUCCUCCUGGGCCUCUGAGCCGGCUGCAUGUUCUACGUGGGCUCUGUGAGGACUUUGUGGCUGCGGUGCUCAAACAGUUUGUGUGUUUUAUGUGAUUUUAACCCACAGAGACGUUUAGAAGAACCUGGAGGCUGCAGGAGUCACUGGAACACUGGAAGAACAUGGAGCUCCUCAUCCUGAUGCUUGAAGCACCACCACUGACUUCCUGUGACUAGACGAUGACUCGAUGACUAGACGAUGACUAGACGAUGACUCGAUGACUAGACGAUGACUAAAUGACUAGACGAUGACUAGACGAUGACUUAGACGAUGACUAGACGAUGACUAGAUGACUAGACGAUGACUAGAUGACUAGACGAUGACUAGACGAUGACUAGACGAUGACUAGACGAUGACUUAGACGAUGACUAGACGAUGACUAGAUGACUAGACGAUGACUAGAUGACUAGACGAUGACUAGACGAUGACUAGACGAUGACUAGACGAUGACUAGAUGACUAGACGAUGACUAGACGAUGACUAGAUGACUAGACGAUGACUAGACGAUGACUUAGACGAUGACUAGACUCCUCUGUGAACUUUGAUUGAACUCAUCUCGUGUCUGAAGGAGUCGUCUGCGAUGGUUGAAGGUUGAGCCAUAAAAAUGCUGCAUCCACAGUUUAUUUUCUGGAGGAAACGUCCAGAACCUCCUUUAGUGGUUUUAAUGAAUCCUGGACUUUAGUCUGAAUCUCUUAAUUCUCUGUUCAGUCGUUUUGUCUCUGAACUCUGUUUGUUGAAGGAUGGAUUCACAGUUUUAUUUUCAGGGGCUAAACCAGCAGUUUAACAGGUUUCAGUGGCUGCAGCUUUUCUUCUUCUGCUCAUAGCGGCUGAUAAACCUCUGAACUCUGCAGAUUCAGUUUAACUCAGCGUGGUUCAUUUUUAAUCUGAACUCCUGCAGCUCUGCAGAAACACAAUGAAGGAGAACCGUCUUCUGUCAGAAGGACUCAGAAUGACAGAAAUAGGAAAAAAUACACAUUUAUUUGGUUAUUUAUUGUAAUUUACUAAAUAAUGUGAAAUCUCAAAUGUCAAAGUUGCUCAAAAUUUUUCCAGAAUGACUCAGAAUUUUUCAUAAAUGAUGAAAAAUGUCCAAAAUGACUAAAAAUGCUAAAAAAGUUCUUAGUCUGUCCAAGAUGACCUGAAAGCAGAUGGAAAUCUAUCAGAAAUUUGUCCAAAAUGACUCAAAAAGUUCACAAAAUGCCUUAAAUCUGUCCAAAAUAUCUCCAAAUGUUUUUAAAAACCAUCAAAUCUGUGCAAAAUGACUAAAAAUGCGUCCUCAGUGACCACAAUUCAUCCAAAACAACUCAAAGUUUUCCCAAAAUGACCUAAAUCUGUCCAAAACGGCAAAAAAUGCCUUGAAAUCUGUGCAAAGGACAAAAAUGAUUGAUUUGAAGACGUGGAAUGUGAAGAGACUCUUUGGUAACGUCACACUUUAACUGGAGUUCAUUUAAAGUCCUGCAGCUCUGAGGAACCAGAAUGAAGAAGAGACGAUCAGAAAGAUGUGGAAAGACACAAAUGAGAAAAACACUGAAAAAUACAUCAGAUCAGCAAAUGCAACCUGCUUCUACAAGUCCUCAGAUGGUAGAAGAACAAAUGUUGGCUCCACAUGUUGGAGAUGUUUAGCUCCACUUUCUGUUUGUUGAACUCGUCCUGCAGUUCAAAACUCUGAUUUCUGUCUUCUGACUGUAGAUCUCAGCUGAGUCCCUGAAGGAACACAGAAUUUUUAGUUUUUUACAGAAUCAGGUCUGAAUCAAGGGUUUAUUUUUGGUGAAUAUUUAAACUUCAUGUCCAGGAAGCUGAAGAUCAGAUGAUUCUUCCUCACAGUUUGGUUUUUAUUCCAAAGAUGAUCCAGUUUCAAACCUGCUGGCAGGUUUCAGGGUUCAGAGGUUUGGAGGUCAAACAAACAAAAACAAACACUGAGAGAGGUCUGAAGAAACAGAAACAGGAUGUUGAGUUACCAUGACGACACCACUGGACUCCGCCCACCGGCUGCUCUGCUGCAUGCGCUGCAGACUGAUGGAGGCGGAGCUUGUUCUGCAUCAGUUUCCAGCAGAUUGAGAAACUGAUGCAUAAACCUGUGAAAUGACGACAGUGUUCAGCUGCUGCUCGUGAUCAUAACUGUGAGGAGAUAUUUUAAUAUGUUUGACUGAUUUUUUAGUAAAAACAGUGAAUCCAUCCUUUCAAACUGACACCAGUAGGAGCAAAUCUGUGGAACCAGAGUGAAAUCUGUAACAAUAAACCCAAUAGGUGUCUAAAAUUAACCAUCAUUUGUCAAAAUUACCCAAUAAUUGUCUAAAAUUAUCUAUAGUUUGUCAGAAGUACUCAAUAAUUGUCCCAAAUUAACCAGAAUUCAUCAAUAUCACUCCAUAAUUGUCUACAAUUAACCAUAAUUUGUCAGAAUUAUUCAAUAAUUGUUCAAAAUUAACCAGAAUUCAUCAAAUUUACUCAAUAAUUCUGCAAAAUAAACCAUAAUAUGACAAAAGUACUCAAUGAUUGUUCCAAGUUAUUCAAUGAUUGUUCCAAAUUAACAUAAUUUGUCAAAUUUACUCAAUAAUUGUCCAAAAUAAACCUAAAUUUGUCAAAAUUAACCAAUAUUUGUCCAAAUAUUUUCCCCACAUUAACCAUAAUUUGUCAAAUUGUCUUAAUAAUUGUUCAAAAUUAACCAAACUUUGCCAAAAUUGCUCAAUAACUAUCUAAAAUACACCAUAAUAUGUCAAAAUUACUCAAGAAUUGUCUAAAAUGAACCAUAAUGUUCCUAAACUGAAUCAACUUAAUUUCCCUUUGACUGAAUAAAACGGGGUUUUGGUGUCAUUUUCUUUCACAGCGAUCAUUUCACUGAUUCCACAGAUUCCCUCUGAUGGUUCCAGUUUAGAGAUGGAGCUUCACUAAAAUCUUCUGGACUUCCUCUACGUUUGGAGUCCAGACGGUUUGUUGGGGGCGGAGCUUCACUAAAAUCUUCUGGACUUCCUCUACGUUUGGAGUCCAGACACGUCAUUGGUCCAGACGGUUUGUUGGGGGGCGGAGCUUCACUAAAAUCUUCUGGACUUCCUCUACGUUUGGAGUCCAGACACGUCAUUGGUCCAGACGGUUUGUUGGGGGGCGGAGCUUCACUAAAAUCUUCUGGACUUCCUCUACGUUUGGAGUCCAGACGGUUUGUUGGGGGCGGAGCUUCACUAAAAUCUUCUGGACUUCCUCUACGUUUGGAGUCCAGACGGUUUGUUGGGGGGCGGAGCUUCACUAAAAUCUUCUGGACUUCCUCUACGUUUGGAGUCCAGACGGUUUGUUGGGGGCGGAGCUUCACUAAAAUCUUCUGGACUUCCUCUACGUUUGGAGUCCAGACACGUCAUUGGUCCAGACGGUUUGUUGGGGGGCGGAGCUUCACUAAAAUCUUCUGGACUUCCUCUACGUUUGGAGUCCAGACGGUUUGUUGGGGGGCGGAGCUUCAUCUGAGCUUCUUUGUUCUUUCACUGCAUGCAGAAUGUGAAUCCACCUUUCUGAGCCACUCUUUCUGUGUUGCUUCAGAGAAACACAUCUAACGUUCUGUUCCUUUUUUAAACGUCUUUCUGAUUAUUUGUCCUGAGGCAAACCAAACGCAGCGCCACCUAGUGCCACCCUGUAGAGUCUGUCUUCUGAUUGUUUCUGCUCGUUUAGCGACACUAAUCCAGCUUCUCUUCUUCCGUUUGCACCAUCCUGGAUCUCUGGAAGUGACUUGACCUCGACUCGCUGAGUCCACUGUGAAGGCAGACGGAGAACGUGUGAAUGAAGGGCUUUGAUUGGUUUCUGGUUUUAAAUCAAGUUUUAGUGAAGGAUCUCCCCUUCCUUUGUGUCUGUGACCUGAUGCCACUGGAUCAUCUGUAAAUUCAAAUAAAAUGUUUUGCUUUGUUCA